UUCAUGAUAUAGUUCAACUAAUUGCCCAUUCAUUCUGUAUUCUUUUAACAUAUAUACGCUUUUGUUGGUUAUUGCAUGGAAGCUUUACCAUUUGCUCUUUGGAAUUUUUCUUGUUCAGUGUAACGGUAUACAUUGGGAUAUAUGACAAAUCCAUGGAGUUUAUUCUUUGAUGAUAAUAUAUUGCUCCUUUUUAUUGCAGCGUUGCUUUUUCAAUGAGGAAAAUGAUGGCAGGUAAGAUAUUGAUAUUACUUGAUUUACCUUCUCAUACUCUUCUUUAGAUGUUCGAGCAGAUUAAUGUAUAGCAUGACAAAAACAAAAUUGAUGAUCAGGUGCAGUGGGUUUCUCCAUGUGAGAUGAUGACUUCUGCAACAACUAUUUUCCAGCGAGAAAAUUGGAACAUUAACGUUGUGCAGGUUCAGAUCCUUGUCAUGUACAUAUUUUCCUACAGACUGUAGUCUUGAUGUUUUCUUUUAAAUUCUCCUACAAACCCCUAAUGGUGAAUUUUGAAUUGGACCAGAACAACUUGUUCUGAUGUCAAAGGAUCACAACGUAGAAGCCUCGCAGCAAUACAGGGGGGAGUUUUCAAUCUUGAAUCUAUCCUAUGGGUUGAUUCUCUUUGUUGUUCAUGUCCACUUGGUCGUAUCUGGUUGCUUAUACGUGAUUUUGUUAGUUUGCAUGUAUCUGGUUGCUUAUGCGUGAUUGUUUUUGGUUUGCAUUUGUAUUAGGUUCGAGGAUUGUCGAAUUUUCCAAAGACAAACGUACAGAAAGAUAUCCAUGGUGAUGAGGAUGACAUUGUAAAUCGGAAUCAAAGAAGGACGGUAUGGUGCAGGUCGCAUUGUAUUUGCAGUCAUUCUUGUUGUAGUUGUUUUUGCUGUCAUCGUGACAAGUAUUAUGAUUGUGGAUAGCAGUUAUGAACGUUAUCUUCUUUCUAUUUCAUGUUUGCAGCAAUCAGUGACUUCAAAUGCUCUCUGCAGUUUCAACACCGAAACGAGUGAAAGAGACACAUCUGGAGGUUCAAAAAGAUGCUAGUAAGGACCCAUUCUUAAUGUCUUGUUGUAAAGUUGCAGAUGACAAAGCAGUCAGUGACGUCAAACGCUCUCUGCAGUUUCAAAACCUGAACGAUGAAAAGAGAUGUACAUCUGGAUGUGAUAAGAGGUGGUGGACGAGUUGCAACAUUGUGGUGGGUGAUUCCAGGUCCCUCAACACUGGUAAUAUGGUUCAAAAAGAUGCUAGCAAGGACUCAUUCUUAAUGGCUGGUCGUAAUGCUGGUAGGUUAUGUGUUUUUAUGUCUUUCCUCGUUCUUUUCUGAAUUAUUGGUUUGCAUGAAUAAAAAUGGUUGAUUAUGUAAAACAGAGAAAACAUAGAUUACUAGAGUCGAAUGAGAUGUGAAGUGUUUAUCAAGUUUGUAGAUUUUAUUAAUAUGGUUAACCUUUAUUCUGUCCACAAAGGCCACUGUUGUUGAUAUCAACACAGAAUUGGAAUUUUUGAUGGCCAAACUCCUUUGCACGUAGAAAACGUUUUAAUGAUCGUACUGUUCAGUGUAUUAUUAUUAAAUAUAUUGAUAAACUGAUGGCAUGUCUCAGUCAGGUUUGGCUUAAUGGAGUGGUGGUUUUGAUUGGUAUUGUUGGUCUGUGAGUUGCUCUUACUGUCUUCUUGGCUGUUCUGAUCCGGUACGUUUUUCUGUUUAUGCAAGAAGUACAUUGUUUAUCUUCGUGUCUAUAUAAUUUUGGAAUACCUUCACACCUUUUAGUUCUUACCAAAAAAAACAUAUUGUUGUAAACUGUCUCUGUAACACGCAUCGAUUGAUUGUCUACGUAUUUCAUAUGAGAGCUGUGCAAGAAUUGUCUCUGUUUCCUCCAGAUGUUUUACUUUCAGUUUUUUCUGGUUGCUGAAG
Messenger RNA from Tarenaya hassleriana, 1894 nucleotides. RefSeq names its product calcium-transporting ATPase 8, plasma membrane-type-like. Bases 962 to 1309 code for a protein of 115 amino acids. The transcript is spliced from 7 exons. The record is from RefSeq and is a predicted model, not a curated record. NCBI's taxonomy places the organism in Eukaryota, Viridiplantae, Streptophyta, Magnoliopsida, Brassicales, Cleomaceae.